Pecten maximus is the source of this 1878-nucleotide messenger RNA. RefSeq lists its product as uncharacterized. The transcript is spliced from 13 exons. The coding region runs from base 1 to 1878 and encodes 625 amino acids. The record is from RefSeq and is a predicted model, not a curated record. Lineage: Eukaryota; Metazoa; Mollusca; Bivalvia; Pectinida; Pectinidae.
AUGGAGGCUGAUGCAUUGGCAAUAUCAAUUGUUGAUUGGCACAUGGUGUUUAAAGCGGUGGAAAGUGUAACUCCAACAGGAGGAGUAAGUCUGGAAUCUCUAUGGACCGGAAGUGACACAGAAAAUGACCUUGUCGAGUCAGCUAUAUCGGUCACUAACACGCCUGCCAAUAUAUACAAGUCCAGUGCUGUUGAGGCCUGGUCUAAUGACUUUACAUUUAUCGAUAUGGUCAAAUAUUCCUAUUUCACUGGAGGAGUUGAGAAAGCGUGGGUUGUUUUUGAUGGAGUCGGCACAACAAAAACAACAUGGUUCGCGGACAGUAAAAUCCUUUUUUCACGGUACACAGACAUCACAACGUCCGGCAAAACUACUGUCAGUAUAUCAGGGGACUCGACUAGAGCAUUUGCUGUCAUUUACCAAAGCAGCAGUUGCACGUCGACAACUGCCUGGAUGAUGAUGUUUGAUUACGGAAGCUCAAGUACAUGUAAUUCAUUUGAGAGGGAAUCCAAUGUUGCCACAAAGCCCUACUUUCUCUACAGUAAUACAGACGUUUACGGCUAUCCUCAGUCGUCGUCUUCAUGGGACAGCACGAACUUUCCAAAGGCAGAUGUCAUGGGCGUAUUUAUAAAAGGUUGGUUCCCCGUACUGAAGGUUGCUAGAGGCGUGGACAUUUCCCCAGCGACGGGUAUAUACGAUCUAUGGAGCAACACGUAUACGAUGAAUGAAUAUAAUGAUACCGAUCAAGCAUUCUCAUUUGCAAGCAACACUAUGCCAUUUAAAUCAAGCCUGGUUGACACCUGGUCGAGCUACUACAUCAGAGCGGUACGGGUGUCUUUUAUCGUCAGUGGAACAGAGCGGGCGUACGUUGUUUUUGAUGCCCAUGGUUCGAACAAAACAACAUGGUUCUCUUGUGACCGAAUUUUGUACACAUCCUGGACGGAUCUUGGUAGAUACGGGAGAAAGGACUAUUGUAGUAUCGCCGGAGACUCAGCAAAUAGUAGAUACUUCUUCAUGCAGUCCUCAUACGGCAGUGCCUGUGCCACACAUAGUGGGUGGUUUGCGGUUACAGAGGCUGGUACUGGAUGUUCAUGGGAGACACAAACAUCCGCUCCUUUUGCCCUUUACAGCGACACAACGACACUUGAACUGAAUGACGGAAUGGCGAUAGCUGAUGUGUUUGCUGUUUCUGUUUCCAUGGAUAAUAUUUGUGAUAUUGUCACAUGUGAAAAUGGCGCCACCUGCCGUGACUGGGGAGUCACAUAUAGCUGUCUAUGUGAGGGCGAACAUUACGGUUGGCUGUGUCAGAAUAUUGACGGUAAUUACACAUCAUGGACGGACUGGAGUGACUGUUCUACGACAUGCUAUGCCGAGGGUACUCACUACAGGACAAGGACAUGUACUAAUCCAACUCCGCUAGGGAUUGGACACGACUGUACUACAUACGGAGAACCAUUACAGACCCUAAGAUGUAUUCCAACGAACCUCGAUAUUUGUUCAGAAUACAACACCGGCGAAAUAGCAGAAGACACUUCAUACUACAUGGUUUGUCCCCCUAGUUUUUAUAUACAUGUAUACGCGGCAAGCUAUGGCAACGACAGCACGUGCUAUGAUACCAAUGCGCUAGAAGACAUGAGAGCCGCUUGUCACUAUGCUGACAGACACAUGCAAUGUGACAUUCUCCGACACGUUCUUCUCAGGGAAUCCAUGUACGUCAUAUCCGGGGGCUGUUGUGACGGGAAGUGCAAAAUUUUACUGCGCAACCUGGCGACUAGCGUUCAAAGUGCCGAGUGGAACAGCUCCUCCCUGCCGGUUAUGCUGAUAUCAUGGCACUGUACGACGCUUCUGGGUCAUACAACGAGUUUGACACGGCAGCCAUGA